GAGGACUCUCCGGAAUCCGGAAAAGAUCAACCAAUGAAAAUCGAAUACGUCCAACCAAAAUUUGAAAUCAUAGAGUCAAUGCACCGUUUGUAUGCUGUCCCAUCGGAGAAACUUCGAGUAUGGUCUAUUUGGUUGUCUCAAAUCACCGAUGAAGCUGAGAUAUGGCAGAAAUGGUUAUGUGCACAUAUCGAUCUUAUCAUACGAAUGGCAGAAAAUUUGAAAGAACUCGAAGAGGAGGAUGUUUCCAAGCCAAGAAAAUUCUGGAGAGCUGAUCAAAUACGAAGGAUUUUCGCAUACGAAGAGGAUGCCAUGGAGGAGGACGGUAUCGAAUAUCCAGAAGGAGUGGAAGAUUUUUACGACAGUAAGAUACGCAUUUACUUCGCUGAUAAACGAAGAUUUUAA
Messenger RNA from Polistes canadensis, 402 nucleotides. RefSeq lists its product as uncharacterized. The transcript is spliced from 3 exons. The record is from RefSeq and is a predicted model, not a curated record. The coding region runs from base 34 to 402 and encodes 122 amino acids. NCBI's taxonomy places the organism in Eukaryota, Metazoa, Arthropoda, Insecta, Hymenoptera, Vespidae.